Messenger RNA from Oncorhynchus mykiss (rainbow trout), 2749 nucleotides. RefSeq names its product high affinity copper uptake protein 1. Gene Ontology annotation, molecular function: copper ion transmembrane transporter activity. Gene Ontology annotation, biological process: copper ion transmembrane transport. The record is from RefSeq and is a predicted model, not a curated record. NCBI's taxonomy places the organism in Eukaryota, Metazoa, Chordata, Actinopteri, Salmoniformes, Salmonidae. Gene Ontology annotation, cellular component: membrane.
CGGGUCGCCUGCUAAGCUACUACAUGAAAACAUCCGUGCUACGUCAACAUUUUCCUGCAUUGUCAAAUGUCAGGCUUGCUGUGCUUUCGGCGUUUUGCCAGUAGAAUAAACGCGAGUCUGAAAGUUCAUUUGAAAGCUCAUGGUUAAUGAUUAGGUUGUGAGUUAUCUUGGCCCAAGAAAAUCACGCUAGAACCACAGCGUUUCUAAACGUACUGUACUGUCGACGUUGCUGCCACCGUGUUAUCUAUAUUGUGAGGAGGACAGUGACAGUAUCCAAUGGGCCAGGCUGUCCUCCAGCUAUGCUGCUGUAGUUGGCAUCAACCCUACAUGACUGAACCUUGUUUGCCUGUCCUACAGUACAGAUGAACAUGGACAUGCACCAUGAUCACCACGACCACGGCACCAUGGCUCCUCCCACGGGGACAGACUCCCAUGGGGAUGCAGCAGUACACAGUGCAGGAGGAAUGAUGAUGAUGAUGCAAAUGACCUUCUACUUUGGCUACACAAACGUGGAGCUGCUGUUUGCCGGUCUUGUCAUCAACACACCUGGAGAGAUGGCAGGGGCCUGCAUUGGUUGUUUCCUGCUGGCUGUGCUCUACGAGGGGCUGAAGAUCGGCAGGGAGUUCCUGUUGAGAAGGAACCAGGUCAACGUGCGCUAUAACUCCAUGCCUGUCCCAGGAGCAGAUGGUACCAUGCUCAUGGAGACCCACAAGACUGUAGGCCAGCGGAUGCUGAGUCUGUCCCACUUGCUGCAGACGGUGUUACACAUCAUCCAAGUGAUGGUCAGCUACUUCCUUAUGUUGGUCUUCAUGACCUACAACGCUUACCUGUGUAUCGCCGUGGCAGCGGGAGCCGGGGUGGGAUACUUCUUAUUCAGCUGGAAAAAGGCUGUGGUUGUUGACAUCACCGAACACUGUCACUGACACCCCCAUCUGGUCUAUUCAUCCUACCACACACGUAAAACACACACAUAUAGGCAUUCUCCUUUCAAUCAUCAUGCAUCGUUUUUUUUUUGCAUGUAUCACAUUUGGACAGUUCCCUUUGUCACACUAAAGCUUGAUGGUAAAUCUGAAUUAUGACCAUGUGCUUCCUGUCUCAAUCUCCACGUCUCUGUCAAAAGAGCUGAACGUUCACUCUUCCCCCAGUCGUGCCAUUCUCAAUCAGUAUUUUUAUUAUUGCGCAACAAUCGGUGAACGUUCAUCCUUACAGCAUCGGACCUAGGGUUUUCUGCUCAUACAGGGCAUUUGCGACAUUUACAACCACUUUCUCCUUGAAGAACAGUGUGCUGGUACAAGCAGGGAGUAGUUAUAUGAAUAGGGCCUAUAGUAUCUCCUGACCAGGGAACAAUGCUGGGCCCUAGUUGAAGCAUUCUGAAGCCAAGUCCUCUGCAUUUCAGCUGACUGUCCGAUGGGGGUCAUACAUAAUCAGUGUCUCACAACGGGAGUCAAAGGUCAUACUUGAGAUUGGCUGUAUAACUGAGCCUUAGUAAACCCUUUGCCUUAAAGGAGGAAAACAUGUGACAGCCUAGGCCAACUGUAGACAGGACCCAUAGUCUACUGAUAAGUGCCAGCACCAUUUUAAAGAAGUUUGUCCUUGUAUUGGUCAUGUGAUUAUAUGACAACCCUUAAAACCAUCAUGAUACACACUGCUAUACAAUGUUCAAUUUUGGAUAGAUUUUUUUUUUUUUUUAAACUCAGUAUUUACAAAUAACUCUUCACUUAAGAGUAGGCUUGAUCUGACCCAUACAUGUACAAUAACAAUUGGCUCUUGCACAUUUAAGAAGCCAGUGUAAAUAGAAAUAUAUGUACAUGUCAAACAAACCUACUGCUAGUAUCACCUCCAACGAAGAUAAUUUUACAUCUAAAUUCAAGUGUCUGCAUUUCUAAAUCUUCACUACCAUAAAUUGUUGCUGGCCAAAUCUUUAAUUUGCUUGUUUCAAGAAACUAAUUACUGUUGAACAGAUUACUGGGUCUAAUCUGAGCACAUAAGGAGGUCCCUAAAAAGGGUUAACUUUAUCACUUCAUGAAGUGGGAUUCCCCGCUAUAAUUUGACAGUAACUUUUGGUGUGUUUAUUCAAUAGGCUUAAAGUAGCACAUGUCAACACAACAUGGAUACUAGUGUCCUUAUUGGAGCAAGUGCUCAGGUCCCAAGGACAAGCAGAUAACUCUGGGAAAGUAGGAGGCUGGAUCCAGUGCUUUCUCAGACUGGCCUAGUAACACAUGAUUUCUGCACUACUCUGUGACCCAUCGGUGCUUAGGCCACACACUACAGACAGUACAUACUUUGACAGAAGGGUGAUUUCUAUGAAGUAGAACCUAAAAGAGAAAAUAUUUCCCUUUUAGGUAUGUCUUUUUAGUUUGUUAAUGGUUUACUUUUUUUUUUUUUAGAUAAAUGACUGUAGUAAAUGUUUAUCAGUUGCCUGAGUGACAUUGUGUUGUGCCUGGUUUGGGGAUCAAAUUCCUAGUUGCUAUAACUGGAUUUAACAGCCACGUGUUCUCAUUACAUUACAAUAAAGCCAGGGACAUUAGUAUAUACUUGAACAUAACUGUUUCUGCUUUACCAUGUGGGAUCAUGUAUAAAGAGGAUAUAUUAGUCUACUGUACAAAUGGAGUGUUGAAGUAAAUUGGCCAAAAACAAGUGGGAAUCUGACCACCACUCCAGCAUCGGUGUGAACAUGUCUGUAUAGUUUUACAUAUUUAUAGUGCUGUAAUCUUUUUAGAGAAAACAAGUAAUAAAUUGUAUCAUUCAA